Oncorhynchus kisutch (coho salmon) is the source of this 1581-nucleotide messenger RNA. RefSeq names its product basic proline-rich protein-like. The transcript is spliced from 4 exons. The record is from RefSeq and is a predicted model, not a curated record. Lineage: Eukaryota; Metazoa; Chordata; Actinopteri; Salmoniformes; Salmonidae. The coding region runs from base 1 to 1581 and encodes 526 amino acids.
AUGCUUGCAGCCCACCUGGUGUUCAACCUUCCCACGUCCUCCCAUAUCACCCGCUCCUCCACACACUCCACUACACUAAGACCAUGCCCACCAGCAACCGAGCCCCCCAGCCCCCAAGUCACCCAGCCCCCAAGUCACCCAGCCCCCCAGCCACCCAAGUCACCCAGCCCCCCAGCCACCGAGCCCCCCAGCCCCCGAGCCACCCAGUCACCCAGCCACCCGGCCACCCUGGCUGCUCCCAGGUACCCAGCCCCCAAGUCACCCAGCCACCCCGGCUGCUCCCAGGGACCCAGCCCCCGAGCCACCCAGUCACCCAGCCCCCCAGCCACCGAGCCACCCGGCCACCCCAACCAUCCAGUACCCAGCCACCCCGGCUGCUCCCAGGUACCCAGCCCCCGAGCCACCCAGUCACCCAGCCCCCCAGCCACCCGGCCACCCCAACCAUCCAGUCACCCAGCCACCCAGCCCCCCCAACCAUCCAGCCACCCAGCCCCCCCAACCAACCAUCCAGCCACCCAGUCACCCAGCCACCCCGGCUGCUCCCAGGUACCCAGCCACCCAGUCACCCAGCCACCCCGGCAGCUCCCAGUUACCCAGCCCCCCAGCCACCCGGCCACCCCGGCAGCUCCCAGGUACCCAGCCCCCCAGCCACCCAGUCACCCGGCCACCCCGGCUGCUCCCAGGUACCCAGCCACCCAGCCCCCCCAACCAUCCAGCCACCCAGCCCCCCCAACUAUCCAGCCACCCAGCCCCCCCAACCAUCCAGCCACCCAGUCACCCAGCCCCCCAGCCACCCAGUCACCUGGCCACCCCGGCUGCUCCCAGGUACCCAGCCACCCAGCCCCCCCAACCAUCCAGCCACCCAGCCCCCCCAACCAUCCAGCCACCCGGCCACCCCAACCAUCCAGCCACCCGGCCACCCCGGCAGCUCCCAGCCACCCAGCCCCUGAGCCACCCAGCCCCCCCAACCAUCCAGCCACCCAGCCCCCCCAACCAUCCAGCCACCCGGCCACCCCGGUAGCUCCCAGCCACCCAGCCCCUGAGCCACCCAGUCACCCAGCCACCCGGCCACCCUGGCUGCUCCCAGGUACCCAGCCCCCAAGUCACCCAGCCACCCCGGCUGCUCCCAGGUACCCAGCCCCCGAGCCACCCAGUCACCCAGUCACCCAGCCCCCCAGCCACCGAGCCACCCGGCCACCCCAACCAUCCAGUCACCUAGCCACCCAGCCCCCCCAACCACCCAGCCCCCCCAACCAUCCAGCCACCCGGCCACCCCGGCAGCUCCCACCCACCCAGCCCCUGAGCCACCCAGCCCCCCCAACCAUCCAGCCACCCAGCCAACCCGGCUGCUCCCAGCCACCCAGCCCCCCCAACCAUCCAGCCACCCGGCCACCCCGGCAGCACCCGGCCACCCAGCCCCUGAGCCACCCAGCCCCCCCAACCAUCCAGCCACCCAGCCCCCCCCAAUCAUCCAGCCACCCAGCCACCCAGCCCCUGAGCCACCCGGCCACCCCGGCUGCUCCCAGCCACCCAGCCCCCCCAACCAUCCAGCCACUCGGCCACCCCGGCUCCGGAGCCUAG